Staurois parvus is the source of this 322-nucleotide messenger RNA. NCBI's taxonomy places the organism in Eukaryota, Metazoa, Chordata, Amphibia, Anura, Ranidae. The record is from the annotation of a GenBank genome assembly.
AUGGUCAGUCCGCCCCUGGUGACAACACUGCUUCUCCAGAGUACAACGAACACAAUCUGCCUGCAUUGCACAGAGAAGCGCAGAGACCGGCCUAUGAAGACUUCUGUGCAUUUGCAUAACUCCUCCCAGGGGCUGGCCCACUUCUUUCAUCAGGGCUGAUGACUCAUGAGAGGGCUUAGUGUUGAAAUCUUUUGGUGCAAUGCAGAGGCGGACUGACAACUCAUGGGGCCCCCAGGCAAUAGGGGAUCAUGGGGCCCCUGUGUCCUUGCCCAAACUCAAAAAAGCCUAUAAAAAAGGUACCAGGGGCAUCUCAUGGGGCCCC